GCUGUGUUUUUUUUUCAUGAAGCUUAUUUAUCAACAAUGACAAACUUUAUUGGCAUGAGAAUGAAUAAAUAAAUAAAUAAAUAAAUAAAUAAAUAAUUAAAUAAAUAGAGAAUUGUUAAAUAAAUAAUAACAAAUUCAAAAAUCUAUAUAACAAAACAACAAUGGCAGCAUUGAUGAAAAAACGAGUAUUGGCAGAAUUAAAUCAAAGCCAGGUGAUAACAGUUGAGCCUCCUUUGAAACGUUUGAAAUCCCUACGUUUAUUGUCAAGUGGAAAAAACGGUUCAGGAACAGAUGGUAGUUCAGCUUUGGCAUAUGUUGAAGUAUUAGAAAAAUGUAAAGGUGGUAAUGAUGCAUUACAAUUAUUGGUACGUUUAUCAGAUACAUUAUCGAAAAUGUCAUCAGAUGAUGUGCCAUUGACAGUAACAAAACUCAUUGAAAGAUUCAAUUUAGAAAGUGAAGCAGCAGUUAGAGCUAAAAUUCUUUGGGUACUUGCUGAACUUGGUGAUGUUACAGUUGAUGUAGCUGAAAAAAUUCGUAUUAUUGAUAAAACAUCAUCUCUAUUAGACAAUGAAGAAUCUCAUCGUGUUAAAAGUCAAGGUUUAUCAACAUUAUUAAAACUUGGUGAUCAUCAUAAAGAAACAGUACUUAAAAUAGCACGUAAACAUCUUCAUGAUACUUGGCAUGGUGUACAAACACGUUGUUUAUCAAUAAUUGGUAGAUAUUUAUCACCAAAUAAUGCUGAUGAUACAUUAUUACUUGUUGUUAAUUAUGCAAAUUCACAAGAUCCACGUGUACGUGCAAGUGCAUUUGAAACAAUGGCAGAAUUACAUACUGAACGUAGAUGUCGUUUAGCUAAAAAUUUUUUUGUUAAAGUAUGUAAUGCAUUACGUGAUGAUUAUGAAAUAGUAAGACGUGCUGUAUUAAAAUUAAUAUGGAUACUUGGUAAUGAAUAUCCAGAUGAUAUUAUUGGACAAGAUGGUGAUGAAUCAAUACGUAUGAUUGAUUGUGUAUUUUCAAAAAUAUGUGGUUUAAUGGGUGAUUUAUCACCACGUGUACGUGCAUCAGCAAUGACAUUAAUGGGUACAAUGAAAGGUGUUAGUAAAAGAUAUAUUGAACAGGCACUUGAUAAAAAACAAAAAAAAGUUGAAGAUGAAACAUCAGAAAUUGAAGAACGUAGUGGUUCAUGUGGUGCAUUUAUACAUGGUUUAGAGGAUGAAUUUCUUGAAGUUAGAACAGCUGCUGUUGAAUCAUUAUGUAAUUUAUCAUUGGAACAACCAAGUAUUGCUAGAAUAACAUUAGAUUUUAUGGUUGAUAUGUUUAAUGAUGAAAUACAAGACGUUAGAAUACGUGCUAUUGAAUCAUUAAGAAAAAUGUCAGCAAGUGUUACACUUCAAGAAGAUCAACUUGAAACAAUAUUAUGUGCAUUAGAAGAUUAUUCAGAUGAAGUACGUGAAGGACUUCAUGCAACACUUGCUGCAAGUAAAUUAGCAACAAGAAAUUGUUUACAUAUGUGUGUUAAUCGUUUGAUUGAUAAUUUAAUAAGAUAUCCACAAGAUAAAGAUAGUAUACGUAGUUGUUUAGCUGCACUUGGUGCAUCACAUCCAUAUUUAACACUACCACUUGUACCACAAUUACUUGGUCGACAUCCAUUUUUUGAUACACCAGAGCCAGAUGUUGAUGAUCCAUCAUAUUCAAGUGUACUUGUACUUAUAUUUAAUGCAGCAUUUCAUUGUCCAAGUAUGCAUGCAUUAUUUUCAGAACAUGCAGCAAAACAUUAUCAUUAUUUACGUGAUACAAUGCCACAACUUGUACCAAGAUUAAGACCAGUAUUAAUACAAAAAACAAUUAAUGGAAAUAACGAUAAUAACCAUAAUAAUAACAGUAAUAAUAAUGAUGAUGAGGAUGACGAUGAAGAAAAUCGUGAUAAAAGAAGUAGAGAAUUUUUAGAAAGAAUGGUUGUUGGUGUUGAAAAUUCAAGACCAGGUAGUAAAGUUUAUAUACAACUUCUUGAAGCAGCAGCUGUUGAUCUUGAUAGACUUGCUGAGAUGGAUAAUAGAAUGGAAGGAGCUGCUCAUUUUACAGCUCUUUAUGUUAGAUGUUUAUUAUUAUUACGUUCAAGUAUCAAAGACAUAACACAAACACAAUCUGAUGUUACGUCAAAAAAUUUUACUUCAUCAGUUAAUAGUAAUAUUGCAACUUUAUUAAAAUCAUCUCAACAACUUCAACAUCUUUUUACUGGUCUUGAUGAUAAUGAUAUGACACUUGCAACUGAUGUUUGGCUUAAAGCACUUGCUGUUGAACUUAUUAGAGUUACUAAAAGUGCAACAGGAAGUGCAUUACCAUUGGCUAGACAUUUUUUAUCAGAAGCUGAUUCAUUGCCACAAGAUACAUCAAAAUUACCACCAUUUUCACGUGCUCUUGUUUUACAAAUACCAUCACUUGGUGAAGCUAAACCUGGUUCAUUAUCUAAAUUACUUUUACCAUUAUUAACAACACCACUUGCACGUGGUGAUGAAAAAUUACCAAGACCAUCAGCUAAAACAAGAUUAUGUCGUGCAAUUAUUGAAGAACCACGUAAUGAUGCUGAUACAUCAUUAAAAUUUACUGGUGGUUUACUUCUUGGUAUACCAUUAACAGCAAAAAUAUUAAAUUUACGAGAUCCAAGUACAAUUAGAAUUAAAUUACGACAUCCAGAUCAACAAGUACAACUUUUAUUACCUGGAAAAGCUGAUUUACGUCCACAAAAUUCAAAUAGCUCAGAUUAUAGAUUAAAAACAACUGUUUUAUUGUCACAUCAAGUUUGGAUGGAAUCUUGUAAUGUUGAAGUAUCAAUUGCAUUAUUAGUACCAUCAACUUCAACAUGUUUACACUCAUCAAAUGAUGAUCCAUGUGUUCUUGAUCUUUGUAAACCAACAAAAGUAUCAAUUGCACCAAAACCAAUUAAACGAGGAUUAUAAUAUUAAUACUGUAUCUAUAUUGCUUUUAAAUUUCAUCAUAUAUAUAUUAUUAUAUAAUUAUGACAUAAAAAAAAUAAUUUUCAAAUAAAUAUUUUAAUAAUUUUAAAUUAA
This is a messenger RNA of Aphidius gifuensis, 3068 nucleotides long. It is a transcript of the gene IntS4, whose product is annotated as integrator complex subunit 4. Bases 162 to 2957 code for a protein of 931 amino acids. Gene Ontology annotation, biological process: snRNA processing. The transcript is spliced from 2 exons. The record is from RefSeq and is a predicted model, not a curated record. Lineage: Eukaryota; Metazoa; Arthropoda; Insecta; Hymenoptera; Braconidae. Gene Ontology annotation, cellular component: integrator complex.